This is a messenger RNA of Sus scrofa (pig), 6408 nucleotides long. RefSeq names its product scavenger receptor class F member 1 (gene SCARF1). Gene Ontology annotation, molecular function: scavenger receptor activity; low-density lipoprotein particle binding. Gene Ontology annotation, biological process: heterophilic cell-cell adhesion; neuron remodeling; positive regulation of neuron projection development. The record is from RefSeq and is a predicted model, not a curated record. Gene Ontology annotation, cellular component: membrane. NCBI's taxonomy places the organism in Eukaryota, Metazoa, Chordata, Mammalia, Artiodactyla, Suidae.
AACAGGACUGGGCCCAGGGCACAGAGACUCCCUUGCCAGGCCUUUUCCCUUAGUUGCUCCUCCCUUGUCACUUCUACUCCGCCCUCUACUGCCCUAAACUGCUUCCUGGGCCGGGACUUUGUUUUUUUCCUGCCCUAGUUGGGGGCGUGGGGAGGGUGUCGCAGCCCCAGUCGCCUUGGGAGACAUGGAGCCCAGGAGGGUGGCUCCUGGGGCGCACGACUGGGGGCCUCGGGUGGACGCGGGGUCCGGGACGGCCGCGGAGCUCGUGUACCACCUAGCGGGGGCCCUGGGCACUGAGCUGAAGGAGCUGGCGCGCCGCUUCGGGCCGGAGGCUGCGGCCGGGCUCGUGCCGCUCGUGGUGAGGGCGCUGGAGCUUCUGGAAAAGGCGGCCGUCGGGCCCGCCCCAGACUCGCUGCAGGUAUCGGCGCAGCAGGCCGAACUGGAGCUGCGGCGGCUGCGGGAGGAGAACGAGCGCCUCCGUAUAGAGUUGCGCUCUGGGCCACAGGAAGAGCGCGCUCUGCUGCGGCAGCUCAAGGAGGUGACCGACCGCCAGAGAGACGAACUCCGAGCUCACAACCGUGACUUGCUGCAGCGCAGCCAGGAGACCGAGGCGUUGCAGGAGCAGCUGCAGCGCCUCCUGCUGGUGAAUGCGGAGUUGCGGCACAAGCUGGCCGCCGUGGAAACCCAGCUGCGCGCCGCGCGGGACCGCGAGAGCGAGCGAGAGCUGCAGCGCGAAGCGGCCGUGGGGCCGCCUCCAGAGCGGGCGCGGGGCCAGGCCGGAGGUCCCGUGGGUGAGCAGGGUCAAGAGCCCGAGCGGGGGGCCCCCGACGCCGGAACCCAGGGGACCCCUGAGAACCCGGUGAGUGCCAUAGGUGGUCAGGGACUCGUGGGCGCUCGGGAAAGGUUUGCUGUGCUGCGUAGCCGGGCCACCGGGAAAUUGGAAGGCGGUACGAGCCAGAGCACUGGUCUGGCAUCCCUUGGAGUGCCCUGGCCUCUCAAGUCUCCCAGCGGGUCGCGGGGGGCACAUCAGCUCCAGCCGCGGCGCCCCCACACCUGUCUUUCCGCAGACGGACGCCCCGCCGCAGCCAGGGCGCCCCCCCAAGGUGGGGCAGUGCAGCUUCAGUCGAGCGGAGGUUGAGCAGAUCCUUCAGGAGCGGAAUGAGCUCAAAGCCAACGUGUUUCUGCUGAAGGAGGAGUUGGCCUACUUCCAGCGGGAGCUGCUCACAGACCACCGGAUCCCAGGGCUUCUGCUUGAAGCCAUGAAGGUGGCUGUCAAGAAGCAACGGAAGAAGAUCAAGGCCAAGAUGUUAGGGACCCCAGAGGAAGCAGAGAGCAGUGACGAUGAGGAUGGCUCCUGGCUCCUGCUCUCCAGCGACAAGGGAGACCACCCACCACCUCCACCCCCUGAGUCCAGAAUACGGAGUUUCUUUGGCCUGUGGUAUCGGGGUGAAGCAGAAGCCCCUGAAGCUGACGCCAGCAGUGCAGCUCCCAGAGAGCUGCGAGCAGGAGAGGAGGCCACAGCACCACCCCAUUUGGACCCUGUAGGCAGCCUGACAGCCCCCAGCUCCUGACCGGCCCUGCUCUGCUCUUGAUGAGUAUCUUCCACUGGGGCAUCAGUUGCCCAAGAGACCUGACUUUGGAGUCUGUCUGUGGGUGAAUGUGUGCCCUCGCAUGAGGCCAGGGUGCCCUCCUUCCCCCCCAAGCUCGCUGCUGUCUUUUCUCUAUCUCUUUUUUUGGGGGGGUGGGGGUUGCACCCAUGACACAUGGAAGUUCCCGGGCCAGGGAUCAAAGCUGCGCCACCGCAGAGACUGGAGCCACUGCAGUGACUAUGCCCAAUCCUUAACCCUCUGAGUCACAAGGGAACUCCCCAAAGCUCUUUUCUAAUCCCGGCCUGAGCCAGGGCGUGCCGGGGAGUUCAGCCUACCUUCCUUCUUAUAUCUCUGGGCCCAGCCUCGGGGCCACAUGAAAGUGCUUCUUCUCCGAGAGUUUCCCCCUCCAUGAAAUGGAGAGCUGACUUCCUCCCUCCCGGGGGUUGGUACGGAUGGCCUAAGCUAAUUAUAAUAAAGCAACUGCCCUUGAUACCCAGAAACUGCUCCACGUCUGUCUGUCCGUGGCCUGCCCCUGCUCAGCUCUUCCCGGAAGUUCCCCUCGGUUGUCACCGAGUGGGGAAGCUUCUCCCGGCUCGGGCUUCCCUUGGGGAAUGUGACCAGGAACAUCCAUGGCGCACCCCCUUGCCUGUCACCAAUACUGAGACUUACAGCCCCGUCUUCCUGCCCCCUCCAGACUGAAAGCAGCCCCCGAAGCCCCGACUCAGCCCUCGCCGUUGGCCUUCCUUUCAGUGCUGGGCGUCUGGUCCUCUCUGUGCCUGCCCAGCCUCUCAGGGAGGUGCCUCAUGGCAGCCCGCCCCUCCGGCCUGGUUUCCUCAGGAAAAGCCUUGGGAGGAAGCAGGGAGGGGGUUGGGAGCUGUGGGGGCCAGACUGGGCUGAACCCUCCAGCUGCACCGGCUGCCAUGGGGCCGAGGCUGUUGUUCCCUCUGCUGCUGCUCUGGACCUGGGGGACCCGGGGGUCUGAGCUGGACCCCAAUGGGCUGCACGUCUGCGUGGCCAGCAGCCCCUCUGCUGAGCUCCAGUGCUGCCCAGGCUGGAGGCAGAAAGAUCAAGAAUGCACCAUCCCCAUCUGCGAGGGGCUGGAUGCCUGCGGGCAAGACGAGGUAUGUGUGAAACCAGGCCUCUGUCGAUGCAAACCUGGAUUCUUCGGGGCCCAGUGCAACUCCCGCUGCCCUGGCCAGUACUGGGGCCCCGACUGCCGGGAGACCUGCACCUGCCACCCGCACGGCCAGUGCGAGCCAGCCACGGGCGUGUGCCGCUGCCAACCCGACCGCUGGGGCAGCCGCUGCGAGUUCCCGUGCGCCUGCGGCCCGCACGGGCGUUGCGACCCCGAGACAGGCGCGUGUCACUGCGAACCCGGCUGGUGGUCGUCCACGUGCCGCCGCCCGUGCCAGUGCAACCCGGCGGCCGCGCGCUGCGAUCCGGCCACCGGUUCCUGCCUAUGCGAGCCCGGCUGGUGGGGCCGCCGCUGCAGCUUCCGCUGCCCCUGCCACGGCUCGCCGUGCGCACAGGAGUCGGGCCGCUGCGCCUGCCGGCCGGGCUGGUGGGGCCCUGAGUGCCGGCAACCGUGCGAGUGCGUGCGCGGCCGCUGCAGCGCCGCCUCCGGCCAGUGCAUCUGCCCGCCCGGCUUCCGCGGAGCGCGCUGCGAGCUGCCCUGCGCCCCUGGCCGCUACGGGCCGCAGUGCCGCGACAGCUGUGGCCACUGCAAGCAGAAUGAGCCGUGCUCUGCAGACACAGGCAGGUGUGAGUCCUGCGAGCCCGGCUGGAAUGGGACUCAGUGCCACCAGCCCUGCCCUCCUGGUACCUUUGGUGAGAGCUGCAGGCAGCAGUGCCCCCACUGUCGGCUUGGGGAGGCCUGUCAGCCAGACACCGGGCACUGUCAGAGCUGUGACCCUGGCCGGCUGGGGCUCAGGUGCGAAGACCCCUGCCCAACUGGCACCUUUGGGGAGGACUGUGGCUCUACCUGCCCCACCUGUGUCCAGGGGGCCUGUGAUGCUGUGACUGGGGAGUGUGUCUGCAACACCGGCUACUGGGGGCCCAGCUGCAACAUUUCGUGCCCAUCUGGCUUCCAUGGAAACAACUGCUCUCUUCCCUGUGAAUGUCCAGAGGGAACCUGCCACCCUGUCUCUGGGGCCUGCCAGCUGGGAUCUCGCGGCCAGGAUGCCGCCCUCAUCGCGGGCAUCCUUGUGCCUCUGCUGCUGCUCCUCCUGGCCGUCGCCUGCUGUGCCUGCUGCUGCUGGGCUGCCCGGUUGGACCCCAAGGACAGGCCAGCGGGAGACGGAACUGCUAUGUCCAGGAUGAAGCUGCAGGUCUGGGGGGCACUGACUUCCAGCCUGGGCUCUGCCCUGCCCUGCGCGUCCCUCAGCAGCCACAAGCUUCCCUGGGUGACAGUCUCGCACCACGAUCCGGAGAUCCCGUUCAACCACAGCUUCAUAGAGCCGCCUUCUGCGGGCUGGGUCUCCGACGACUCCUUCUCUUCGGAUCCCGAGUCUGGUGAGGAGGAGGGUCCUGCCUACUGCGUGCCACCCCAAGAAGGGAUGGUCCCUGUGGCCCAAGCGGAGUCACCCGAGGCCGGCCUGGCCGGAGGUGCCUUCCCUCCCCCCGAGGAUGCCUCCACGCCCUUCGCCAUCCCGCGCACGUCCAGCCUAGCUCGGGCCAAGCGGCCCUCGGUCUCCUUUGCUGAAGGGACCAAGUUUGCACCGCAGAGUCGCCGAAGCUCCGGGGAGCUCUCCAGCCCGCUCCGAAAGCCUAAGAGGCUCUCCCGGGGGGGCCAACUAGGUCCCGAAAGCCAGGAGCCCGAAGAGGCCACAGGCCCAGAGCAAACGGAAACGGACGGGGCCCCGCCUGGUGCUCUUGGCUCCAGGGAUUCAGCCAUUGGCCGCCACCGGCUCCCGCUUGGUGGCCGGACGGUGGCUGAGCGUGUGGAAGCCAUCGAGGGCAGUGUCCAGCAAAGCGCAGGGUCUGUGACCACAAUCUACAUGCUGGCAGGGACACCCCGGGGAUCUGAGGGUCCUGUCCGGUCUGUCCUCCGCCGUUUUGGUAGCUUCCAGAAAGGCCAGGCAGAGCCCAGGGUCAAGAGCGCCAUUCCUAAGCCUCCACGCAGGGCCCUGAGUCGGAAUAAGGGCAGCACUGGGCUGGCCUCUGGCUCUGCCAGUCCGAGCUCGGGCUCAGCCCCAAAUGAGGAGGUGACCAGGGCCUCGGCAUCUGCAGGGACUGGGCCAGAGGAAGUGGCCGGGGGGCUGGGGGAUGGCAUCGAGAGCUCAGGGAGGGGCCAGGAGCUGGCCCCUGAGAGUGGCCGCCUAGACCAGGGUCCCCAGAAGCCGGCAGACGAGGGAAGCCGGGAGGAGCCCCAGUAUGAGAAUGUCGCACCCAUCUCUGGGCCACCGGAGCCCUGAGGACCCUGCAUUUCGGCAGUGGGAAGACUGUGGACGGGGCCGGGCGUCCGACCUGCCCCUGGAUCAGAUUGUGUUUUGUGCUGGAAAAAGAUCCCGGGACCAGGAAAGACAUGCCGGAGCCUCUGCCCUGCUCAGGGACAUGUCAGAGCUGCAGGCCAGCUGGCUCUGGGCCCUGGCAGUGCUCAGGGAGUGGUCUGGGAGGCCUGGGCAGAGACCCCACAGGAUGCUGUCAGGAAGGGGAAAGAGAUGGCUGCAGGGACUUUUUCUCUGUUGUCCUGGACUCUGUCCCCAAAGGCUAUUCUUUCCUUCAUGUGCAAAAUAAUUUUCUGAAGUGGGAAACAACCUCAAUGUUUGAUGGUAAAGAGGGGUUAAAGAACCCUUCUUUAUGAAAGAUUCCUAAACAGCUACAGUAAAUCAGGUUGUGGAAGGCUGUUUAACGUGGGAACGUAUUCAUGCUGUACUGUUAAGGGUAAAAAGGAAGUUUGCCUUCACGAAUUUCAUCCCUUUGUGCCUCAGAAUACAUAUUUAGAACUCUUCCAUUUUGUGUAUAUUUUGUGAUUGCUUUAUAUACUCUUUUUUUUUUUUAAAAAAAAAAAAAAAAAAAAGAUGUGUGUGUGAAGUUCCUGUCGUGGCACAGCCAUGGGGACGCAGGUUGGAUCCCUGGCCUCGCUCUGUGGGUUAAGGAUCUGGUGUUGCUGUGAGUUGUGGUGUAGGUCGCAGAUGCAGCUCAGAUCCUGCGUGGCUGUGGCUGUGGUAUAGGCUGGAGGCUACAGCUCCGAUUCAACCCCUAGCCUGGGAACCUCCAUAUGCCUCAGGUGCAGCCCUUGAACGACAGUAAAUAGAUUAAUUAAAAAGCUGGAAUGCGCAUAAAAAAGAUCUGAGGGAGAAGCAUCAAAUGGGGUUUUUCUCUAGGAGAUGAGAUUGUGGCAGGUAUUUAUCUUCUCAAAUUUUUGCAUAAUUUGCAGAUUGUCUACAGUGAACAUUCUUUUCACUUUUCUCACUCGGUUGAAUUAUUUAAAUUAUAAUAAGCAAUGUUCUUUGUUAAAAAUAAAAUGUACUAACAUUACAGACAUGUCUGAAGUAAAAAUGAGAAGUCCCUUCUCCUUGGAGGAUUCUGGGGGCUGAGGGAGGAGCCAGACGUAAUUUCAGGGACUGCCUGUUGGUCUAGUUCUAAAUUCUUUCCUCCCAUACCUGUAUCACCCAGUCAGGAAAUAAAGAGCAAGCCCCUCGGUCCCAGUGGACAGAGCAUCUCAGGAACAGUUUAGAUUCUUCCUUUCAGAUGUUUUUUCUGUGCAAGUGAAAACAAAAGAGCAUACCUUUCGGCGGUUUGUUUUUUACUUAGUAUUUCUUGGCUAUCUUUUGAGUCAGUCAAUAUAAAGCUACCUCUUUUUAUUUAAAAAAAAAAA